Molecule: messenger RNA, 1876 nt
Organism: Lycium barbarum (goji berry)
Lineage: Eukaryota; Viridiplantae; Streptophyta; Magnoliopsida; Solanales; Solanaceae
Product: syntaxin-81
Exons: 9
Coding region: 600-1595 (331 amino acids)
Biological process (GO): retrograde vesicle-mediated transport, Golgi to endoplasmic reticulum
Cellular component (GO): SNARE complex; membrane; endoplasmic reticulum
Source: RefSeq, a predicted model, not a curated record
UAUGCCAAUUUAUUUAUGUGGCACCAUUUUUUAAUCUGUUAAAAGAAAUGCCAUGUAGCUUUCAACUCCUUGCCAAAUCUAUUGGUGCCUCGUAAAUUAGACAGAGCAAGUAGUAAAUUACUAACUACGUCUCUCAUCUAAAGCCGAGAGUACAACCUCAGGAAGCAACUCAAUUGCAGGCCAUUUCCAGAUCGAAUCACGAUUUUCGAGUAAAAUUUGCCGGAAUCGGUGGAUAGGCGGCAUUCAUAAUUGCCUCUUGAACUUACCUUGACGGAUUGGUUCCCUCGAAAUUGAUCAUAAUUAUAUAAAUCAGGUUGCAGUUUGCUUUGACUCUCAUCUUACUGCAACAAUGAUAGCACAAAAAGCUUCAAUUUCUACUUCUCCGUGCGAUUUUCACAAGAACAAAAAUGGCCCAUUUUUAGGUUUAUAGUCUGAUUUUUGAGUAUUAGUUAUCAAAACUCAGUAAAAACACAAGAGUUUUAUGCAGGAGGGAGGAUAUCUUUGGUUUUCUGCUGGUAUACCAAACCACUAUUUACUGUUCACACUGCAUCAUUUGAUUGGGAGAAAUCUUCUUAUUUUUUAUCCUGCAAUUUGGAGGAAUGUCAAAAGUUAGAGACAGAACGGAAGAUUUUAAAGAUGUUGCACAUCGAUCAGCAUUGUCUUUGGGAUAUGAUGAGUCUAAAACAGCUGCCUUAUUGGCAUCUUUUAUCAUGCAUAAACCUCGGCAAAGGUCAGGAUUCACCAAAGCUGCGCUUAAAACGCCGAGGGUCUUUCGGAAACAGCCGUCCUACCUUGGUAGGAGUAAGCUAGAGAGCAUUGGGACUCUGGAGCAAUUUUUGAUGAAACACAAGAAGGAUUAUGUUGAUUUGCACCGUACAACUGAACAAGAGAGGGAUAGCAUUGAGCAUGAAGUUACUAUUUUUGUAAAAUCAUGCAAAGAGCAGAUAGAUGUUCUCAGAAAUAGUAUAAAUGAGGAAGAUGCAAAUUCAAAGGGAUGGCUAGGACUCAAGGGUGACAAUUUGAAUGCUGAUACUAUAGCACACAAGCAUGGAGUGGUUUUAAUUUUAAGUGAAAAGCUUCACUCUGUCACAUCACAGUUUGACCAGUUGCGGGCAAUACGCUUUCAAGAUGCUAUUAACCGAGUGACACCUAGAAGGAAACGUAAGAACACUACCAAAUCAAAUGCUGCAGAGACCUCUGAAAGUAAUUUGGAUCCCGACAUGAAAAGGGACUCUGAGGUCAGGGACCCUGAUGUAUCACAAGCAGCGCCUCUAAGAGUCCAAGAACAACUUUUGGACAAUGAAACACGUGCCCUACAGGUAGAGCUGAACAGUCUCCUGGAUUCUGUUCAAGAAACAGAAACGAAGAUGGUGGAAAUGUCUGCGUUGAACCAUCUUAUGUCUACUCAUGUUUUGCAACAGGCCCAACAGAUAGAGCUUUUAUAUGAUCAGGCAGUUGAAGCUACCCAAAAUGUGGAACUUGGUAACAAAGAACUGUCACAAGCCAUUCAACGGAACAGCAGUAGCAGAACUUUUCUUUUGCUCUUUCUGUUUGUACUUACAUUUUCAAUCCUCUUCCUAGAUUGGUACAGUUAAUUAUAGGAUUUUUGUGCUAUUUUUUGUCUUACAAGUAAUCAGAGUAUAGAGCGUAUAUUGUCAACUAAAGUUCCAUAGAAAUUUGGAGGCAGUUAUCUGUCGUUCUUACUCUGCUUUAAAGCCAUUCUGCUUUUAUUUUGUAUCGCUAUUAUUUUUACUUGCCUAUACAGGCACUAUUGAACUGUUGGCCUUCUUGCUGGGAGAUACUAACUAGGCCUGUCAAUAGCGUGGAGAUGUUCAUCCGUCGUUUUGACUCAAUUGUAUCCCUAAACUUUUGAUUA